AUGAGCUCAGAAAGCUUAACGCCUAAAGAUACUAUAGUUCCGGAAGAACAAACAAACCAACUGCGGCAACCUAAUUUAGAUGAGGACAGCAUUAGUUACAAUUUAGAAGGUGAUGAUCUAGAGUCAUUAGAGACUAUUGCCUCUUAUGCCUCAACCUUGGUGUCGGCAGAAGUGUAUACCAAAAAGGAAGUAAAUAAGGUCACUGACAUUGAAAGCCAGCCACAUUGGGGUGAGAAUACCUCGUGCACGCACGACAGUGACAAAGAAGAAGAUUCCAGCGAAGAAGUUGAAAAUUUCCCGGAAGGCGGACUCAAGGCUUGGGUUGUGACGUUCGGUUGCUUCUUGGGUUUGAUUGCAUGCUUUGGUCUACUAAAUUCAACAGGGGUCAUAGAAAGUCACCUACAGGACAACCAAUUAGCCGGUGAAAGUGUUUCUACCAUUGGCUGGCUGUUUUCUCUAUUUCUUUUUGUUUGCUUUGCCUCAUGUAUCAUUAGUGGUACUUACUUCGAUAGAAAUGGAUUUAGGACGAUUAUGAUUGUAGGUACUGUUUUUCAUGUGGCCGGCCUAUUUGCCACCGCUAACUCCACCAAAUAUUGGCAUUUUAUACUGUCCUUUGCCAUAGUCUGUGGGUUUGGUAAUGGUAUUGUACUGAGUCCCUUAGUAAGUGUUCCCGCUCAUUAUUUUUUCAAAAGGCGCGGUACUGCUUUGGCAAUGGCCACUAUUGGUGGUAGCGUAGGUGGCGUCGUUUUUCCAAUUAUGUUGCGUAGUUUCUUCUCUAUGAAGUCAGGCACUGAUUCGAGUUAUGGCUUUGUUUGGGGUAUCAGGACGUUGGGAUUUCUAGACCUGGCCUUGCUAACCUUGUCAAUCAUCUUAGUCAAAGAGAGGCUGCCACACGUUAUUGAAAGUUCCAAAGAGGGAGAAUCACGUUUGAAAUACAUACUCAGGGUUUAUAUCCUACAAUGUUUUGAUGCAAAGGCCUUCUUAGAUAUGAAAUAUCUGUUUUGUGUUCUUGGGACAGUAUUUGGUGAAUUAUCCAUUAAUUCAGCUCUAACUUAUUAUGGUUCAUACGCUACCAGUCAUGGCAUUUCUGCAAAUGAUGCCUACACCUUGAUUAUGAUUAUAAAUGUCUGCGGCAUACCCGGGAGAUGGGUUCCCGGCUAUUUAAGUGAUAAGUUCGGUAGAUUUAACGUCGCCAUUGCAACUUUACUCACAUUGUUUAUCGUCAUGUUCGUUGGUUGGUUACCAUUUGGUACCAACCUGACAAAUAUGUACGUCAUUAGUGCCCUAUAUGGGUUUUGUUCUGGAAGCGUCUUCUCCUUACUUCCUGUUUGCUGUGGACAGAUAUCUAAGACGGAAGAGUUCGGCAAACGUUACUCUACAAUGUAUUUCGUCGUCGCCUUCGGCACUUUAGUUGGCAUUCCGAUAACGGGCGCCAUCAUCUCUAACAAAACAACAGCCGAUUACCAACACUAUAUCAUUUUCUGUGGUUUGGCAACUUUCAUCAGCGCUGUUUGCUACAUAGUUUCGAGGGCAUACUGUGUUGGCUUCAAGUGGGUCAGAUUUUAA
Messenger RNA from Saccharomyces paradoxus, 1566 nucleotides. It is a transcript of the gene MCH5, whose product is annotated as riboflavin transporter. The coding region runs from base 1 to 1566 and encodes 521 amino acids. The transcript has a single exon. Gene Ontology annotation, molecular function: transmembrane transporter activity. The record is from RefSeq and is a predicted model, not a curated record. Gene Ontology annotation, cellular component: fungal-type vacuole membrane. Lineage: Eukaryota; Fungi; Ascomycota; Saccharomycetes; Saccharomycetales; Saccharomycetaceae. Gene Ontology annotation, biological process: transmembrane transport.